AUGGACGUCGGGUAUGGAAUCUGCGGCCACAAGAACUCGUUCUCUACUGGAGUGAAGCUUGGCAACUAUGUGGAGGACCGGAUCGGUGCCGAGUUGGCUCGGAACAGCUCGUCCAAGGUGGUAAAUAAACACUCGGAGUACUCUGCGAGUUUUAUUCAACCACGAGAGAUGCCGGACAAAUGUGCCCUAGCGCCAGCAGAGAAUCUAGUGGAACGGAACAUGAUCCGUCAGGGCCUUUCGUAUGACCUCAUCUUUGAGCACGGGAGACCUCACAUUCCUACUGCUGCGGAACAAGCUUCCAACAAUGAAUCCGACAGACGUAGACAGCAAGAGAUGAAGAGAUCGAGAGAGGCGCGUGAACAGCGUAACGUCUACUUAUCCACCUCUCAAGCCAUCGUCCCAGUACACGGAGGUACCAGACGCUAG
This is a messenger RNA of Phytophthora infestans T30-4, 426 nucleotides long. RefSeq lists its product as uncharacterized. Lineage: Eukaryota; Oomycota; Peronosporomycetes; Peronosporales; Peronosporaceae. The record is from RefSeq and is a predicted model, not a curated record. The coding region runs from base 1 to 426 and encodes 141 amino acids. The transcript is spliced from 2 exons.